AUGGAGAAUAGCACCGAAAUUGAGUUCCCUGCAUUCCCUUACGAACCCUACUCGAUCCAGCUCGAUUUCAUGAAAUUCCUAUACAAAUCCCUCGACAAAGGUGGCAUUUCCAUGCUCGAAAGCCCCACGGGGACUGGGAAAACCCUAAGCAUGAUAUGCAGUGCUCUGCAGUGGCUUGUAGACAGGAAGAAGCAGGAGAGUUUGGAAAAUGGUGGGGAGGAAAAGUCGGGUGAGGUUAAUGGGAAGGACGACGAGCCAGACUGGAUGAGAAACUUCGUACCAAAUAACGGACAGGAAUUAACCGGGCCGAAAAACCCACUACAACGAAAUAAAAUCGGGUCCCGUCCGAAGGGAAAUGAAGGUGCUUUCCCAGAUCUGAUUAGCCCUGGUGAAGGAGAAGUAGAAAAGGAGAUGGCUAACGGCAAGAAGGUGAAGAACGGGGUGGAUGAGGUGGAUGAUCAUGAGUUUUUGUUGGAAGAGUAUGAGAGUGAUGCAGAAAACGAGGGGAAAUCGAAAAGAAAGAAUGUCGGUGUGGAUGAUGAUUUAUCGAGCGAGGGAGAAAAGUUUGAUGGUGAGGAAGAUGAGGAGACACGUUUGAAGAUCUUCUUCUGCAGUCGGACACACUCACAGCUCUCGCAGUUCAUGAAAGAGCUGAGGAAGACUAAAUUUGCGAGUGAGCUGAAGGUUGUUUGCUUGGGUUCCAGGAAAAAUUUUUGCAUCAAUGAAGAGGUAGUGAGGCUGGGAAAUUCCGCACGUAUAAACGAGAGGUGCUUGGAGCUUCAAAAGAAUAAGAAGAAUGAAGCUUCUAAAAUGAAGAAAUUGGGCGCGGGAAAGAAAGUACGCUGUAAUAAAUCAUCCUCUGGAUGUCCGAUGCUAAGGAGACGGAAAAUAGAAGAGUUCAGGAACGAAGUUAUGCAGCGGGAGGCUCUGGACAUUGAAGAUCUAGUUAGUAUUGGACGUAAUUUGGGAGGUUGCCCUUAUUAUGGAUCAAGAAGAAUGAUGCCUGCAGCAGACCUUGUGGUUCUUCCUUAUCAGUCUCUUCUUUCAAAAUCAUCUCGUGAAUCACUGGGUGUGAAUUUAAAAAAUAGUGUUGUUAUCAUAGAUGAAGCCCAUAAUCUAGCCGAUACUCUAAUCAGUAUGUACGAUGCAAACAUUACAGUGUCCCAGUUGAAUCAAUUGAAGUGUCACUUGGACGGGUAUUUUAGACGGUUCCGUAAUCUUCUCGGACCAGGAAACCGGAGAUAUAUCCAGACUCUGAUGACCCUCGCUCGAGCUUUUCUAGAAAUGUUGUCUGAUGAUGGGAAAGUUAUGAGCCACUCUAAUCCCCCAUGUGAAGCCGAGGAGAUAAGAAGUGCUUCUGUUACCACAAUGACCAUAAACGAGUUUUUAUUUGCUCUAAAUAUUGACAACAUAAACUUGGUCAAGCUGUUGCAGUACAUGAAAGAAAGCAACAUAAUUUACAAGAUCAGUGGUUAUGGAGAUAAAGUUGCCGUCUCCAAAAGUUCUGCAAAUGCUGAAGAUGACAAAAUAGUCAUUGAGGAUGAAAGUGCAAUAUCUGGUUUUAGGGCGUUGGCUGAUAUUCUUUCAUCCUUGAUAAAUAAGGACAGUGAUGGAAAAAUAAUAGUCUCAAGGCCUAUGCAAACGUGUGAUGGGCUACAAGGAGGAUAUAUAAAGUAUGUCAUGCUUACUGGAGAGAAAAUAUUUUCUGAGGUCCUUGACCAAGCUCAUGCAGUUAUCUUGGCCGGAGGAACUUUACAGCCAAUAGAGGAAACAAAGGAAAGGCUUUUCCCAUCACUACGGCUUGAACAGUUACCCUUCUUUGCAUGUGGUCAUGUUAUUCCUUCCGAAAAUAUUAUACCCAUUGCUAUCAAGUACGGGCCUUCCGGCCAGUCCUUCGACUUCAGCUACAAGGCCAGAAGCUCAUCAACCAUGAUCACAGAGCUAGGUCUCAUGAUAUCCAAUCUAGUGAUGGUGGUUCCUGAGGGUAUAGUUGUCUUUUUCUCAUCUUUCGACUACGAAAAACAGGUCCACGAGGCCUGGAGGACUUCGGGUAUCCUCUCGAGAAUUACUAAGAGAAAGCGUGUCUUCAGGGAACCCAGGAAGAGCACUGAGGUGGAGGCUGUCCUGAGGGAAUACAGCGAAGCAAUCGAAGCACCUGCACCCAUGGGCCCCACAUCCUGCAGUGGUGCAAUCCUAUUUGCGGUUGUGGGCGGGAAAAUAUCUGAAGGCAUCAAUUUUAGUGACGGGAUGGGCCGGUGCAUUGUGAUGGUUGGGCUGCCUUAUCCGAGCCCAUCAGAUGUCGAGCUGAUGGAAAGGGUGAAGCAUAUUGAGGGUCUUGGGAGGGUGGGGUGUGGCGAGUCGAGCAUUGGGGAGGGUGAUAACGGGUUUCAUGUCCUCAGGAGCUGCAGAGGGAGAGGGAAGGAGUAUUAUGAGAAUCUCUGCAUGAAAGCUGUGAAUCAAUCUGUUGGCAGGGCCAUUCGGCAUAUAAAUGAUUAUGCAGCAAUACUAUUGGUCGAUGCACGUUUUUCCUCUGAUCAUACAAAAAAAAGCUUUUCGCCCUCGACUGAUAAGCUGCCACAGUGGAUCAAAAGUCAUCUGGUUGCCACAACUCCAAAUUAUGGAGAAGUUCACAGCUCCAAAUUCCAAGAGAAGUUCGGCGAAUCCCAUAGAAGCUACUCCGAAAAAUGGGAUGCCGUUGAAGUAAAGAAAAAGAAGAAAGAGGUUUGGAUUUCGGCAAACGCUCAAACGAAGAAAGACGAGCGCAUUAGCAGGAGAUCCAUCAGCUUUGCAGAUUGCAGGGGAUUAGAAGGCUUAAAGGAAGAGAAGAAUUCAAGAAAACAAUCAGCGAAAAAACCGAAAGGCUCGAGCUUCAGGGGUGCUGAUAGUUUAGCUCGAAAGAUGAAAGAUUUGGAGAUGAUGAACCCGAGCGAUAUGGACCACGUGCUCGAUGUGGAGGAGGUGUUGCAUUACUACUCGAGGCUCAAAUGCCCGACUUAUGUGGAGAUAGUCGACAAAUUUUUCAUGGAUAUGCAUUCGGAGAUCCACGUGCCGCAGCCAUCAAGAAGUGGCUCAAUGAGGAGACAUGGAUCGACCAGUGCUCAUGGCUCAAUGAGAAGCCUUCACCCUAUAAAGCUAUAG
Molecule: messenger RNA, 3138 nt
Organism: Striga hermonthica
Lineage: Eukaryota; Viridiplantae; Streptophyta; Magnoliopsida; Lamiales; Orobanchaceae
Source: the annotation of a GenBank genome assembly